Nilaparvata lugens (brown planthopper) is the source of this 2488-nucleotide messenger RNA. RefSeq names its product solute carrier family 25 member 40. The record is from RefSeq and is a predicted model, not a curated record. The transcript is spliced from 7 exons. NCBI's taxonomy places the organism in Eukaryota, Metazoa, Arthropoda, Insecta, Hemiptera, Delphacidae. Bases 320 to 1396 code for a protein of 358 amino acids. Gene Ontology annotation, biological process: mitochondrial transmembrane transport.
AUCAGCUGUUCCCUGUCCCUGUUGUUGCUCCGGCAAAAAUAAUGUUGUAUUUGAAGUUUUAUCCAUUUCAUUAUUUUCUCUCCCUAUUUUUAUUUCAAGCGAGUUUUGAAGUUUAUAUUUGAAAUCAUAAAGACAACAGUUUCAUAUAUUAUAAUGAGAACAGUUGCUCUCAGAAUCAAGGAACAAACAUUUUUUGUUUGCAUUAUACUUGAUAUGUUCAACUUCUAGGUUAAGACAUGACCAUUAUUUUGUACAGUGUAUUAUUGACGCGUCCUUUGAUUUGAUUUUUUCAUUUCUAUACUCAAUUCAACAAUAAAUUAUGUCCUCCGAUGAAAUCAAAAUGAAGUCGGACGAUCCUAAAUUCAGGAUAACUCCGACACAACAGACGCUUGCUGCAUGCACUGGAGCUCUCUUCACUUCUGUGAUAGUUACACCGUUGGAUGUGGUCAAGAUUCGACUUCAAACUCAACAGAAAAACUUGGCGACAAAUAAGUGUUUUUUGUUUUGUAAUGGCCUCAUGGAUCACAUUUGCCCAUGCAUUCCAACCAAGAGCUCUAGUCACUUCAAUGGAACAAUGGAUGCAUUCGUGAAGAUAGCGAGGAACGAAGGCAUACUGUCACUAUGGAGUGGCCUGUCUCCCACUCUGGUGCUAGCCGUGCCGGCGACGGUACUCUAUUUUGUCUCGUACGAACAACUGCGCACGCGUAUCAUGGACAGGUACCGCGCGUACGGCAAUGCUACGUCGGUGUCGGCCCGCCUCAAUCAGCCUCUCUGGGUACCGCUGGUAUCCGGCUGUUUCGCCAGGAUCAUUGCCGCCACUACUGUUAGUCCUAUCGAACUGGUCAGGACCAAGAUGCAGUCCAAGAGGCUCAGCUACACAGAAAUGAGCAUUGCCUUACAAAGUUUGAUGAAGACUGAGGGCCUGAGAGGUCUGUGGAAAGGUGUGGGGCCUACUCUUCUACGAGAUGUACCAUUUUCUGGUAUCUAUUGGGUUUCCUAUGAAACUCUGAAGUCCAUUCAAAAUGGUGGAUCAAGUCGAGUCACGUUCACUAACAGUUUUAUUUCUGGAAGUCUUGCUGGAGCUAUUGCAGCAACAGUGACAACGCCAUUCGAUGUAGUGAAAACAUUUCAACAGAUUGAAUUAGGUGAUGAAAUUAUUUCUGAAAUCCCCAAAAAGAAAAAGACAACCCUGGACAUAAUGCGCACAAUCUACACUCAGAGCGGCAUCAAAGGAUUGUUCACAGGCCUCAUUCCUCGCGUAGUGAAAGUGGCACCCGCUUGUGCCAUAAUGGUGUCCACCUUCGAAUACAGCAAAAGCUUCUUCGAGAGUCGAAACUACAUGAAUUUCCAGCUCACACAGGUCAACUCGACCGUUAACCAAAGGAGAGAUAAGUAAAGUUACCAACUUGUUCUGAAUUGUAACAAAUGUAAAAUAUAUUGUACUUAUAUUGAGCUGGGGAAGAUUGAUUAUUUUAAAGUUUUGAUCAGAGAAAUAGGUUGUUAUAGAUGGUUUAGUAAUUAGAAAAAGGUUGAAAUAGCAGUGGCGUAAGAGCAGAAAACCUUUUUCUCUUAACUGAACCAUCUAUACAUAUUUUUGCCUCUCAUCAUUUUUCUCAUUUGUCUCAUCUAUUUUCUUAGCUCGUGAGUAACUUGAAUCAGCAUCACUUGAGUUACAAGAAUGAUUAAGUGAUAUAUUUUAUUCACACACAGAAAAUAUUGCUAUGUGAGAGGAUGAGCUAUGUUAAAAUAUAGCUAUGUGAAAAGUGAAAAUAUUGCUAUGUGCUAUAUGAUAUUCACACACAAAAAGCUAUGACUUUUAAUAAAAUCAGUAGAAUUGAUGAUGAUGUUGUGAAAUCUCUCCAUAAUAGGAACACAAAGAUAUUUUCAAAUUUCACUACUAUAGUGAAAUUUGACAAUAUCUUUGUGUUCUAUGACUUUUGUAGAAGUUGGUAAUUGUUAUUAGUAAGUUGAGAGAAAUAUGUCUUUUUCAGACUAAAAAUUGGUUAAAAAAUUAUGACGCCAUAAAAUAAGAUGAUUAUUUCUUGUGAAUUGAACAAAAUAUUUUGUUCACGAAACAAACUAAGCAAAAAUUAUGACUUUUCAUAUAAUGAAAUGUUUGAUUAGUCUUGUGAAUGGAAUAUUAGAUUUUCACAGAGUAAAAGAUUGAUAAUUGACAAAAUCCCGGUUGCACAAAAGCUGGUUUAAUUUUAAUCGUGAUUAAUUUCACGAGAACCAAUCAAAUAAGACCUUUUCUAAAAGGCGGCUUCUUUGAUAGGUUCUUGUGAAAUUAAUCAGGAUUAGAAUUUAACCGGCUGUUGUGCAACCGGCAUAAAGUGAUUGAUUGAAGGAAACCAAUGUUGAGUGAAGAGUGUUGUCUAGGAACUUCAUGCUCCUUUCUUGUAUACCAAAACUUUUCCCCAACAUAUUAUGUACCAAUAAUGCAUAACUCUUGAAAUUGUGAUAACUUUAUAUUAUUACCACCAUCGUA